AUGCAGGCCCAACUGAAGCAUCCUGUAAUCCUACCACAAAAUCAUCACAUUGUGGUACUGCUGGUGAGACAUUUCCAUGCCAUGUCAGGUCACUCAGGAAGAGAACAUGUUAUGUCAUUGAUGAGAGAGCGAUACUGGGUGAUUGGAGGAAGAACAGCAGUGCGCCAGGUGUUGCGAGAUUGUUUCGUUUGCAAGCGUCUGUCUGCUUCUCCUAACAUACAGAAAAUGGCUGAUCUACCAAAGGACAGGGUGACCCCUGAAAAGCCGCCGUUCAGUCACGUGGGAGUGGAUUGUUUUGGCCCAUUUUUGGUCAAGCAAGGCCGAAGUCAAGUCAAAAGAUACGGGUGUAUCUUCACCUGCUUAGUGUUGAGAGCAGUUCACAUUGAAGUGAUCCAUUCGCUGGAGACCGACUCCUUCAUUAACGCUCUGCAGAGAUUUAUCGCAAGACGAGGACAACCAGAACUUAUCAGAAGUGACAACGGCACAAAUUUUGUUGGUGCUGAGCGCGAGCUGAGGGAAGGAAUCAAUCGUUGGAACAAACAGAAGAUUGAGGAAUAUCUACUGCAGAAGGGGAUUAGCUGGAAAUUCAAUCCACCGGCAGCAUCACACAUGGGAGGAUCAUGGGAGAGACAGAUAAGAACAACAAGAAAGAUUUUGAACACAGUUUUGAAACAACAAGUGCUCUAUGAUGAAAGUCUUUCAACUAUGAUGUGUAUGGUUGAAUCUGUGAUCAACGGUCGUCCACUUACUGUAGUUUCAGAUGAUGUGAGGGAUCCAGAACCCUUGACUCCAAAUCAUCUUCUUCUGUUGCGUCCGAGCAAUGCUUUCCCCGCGGACAUGUUUGACGAGUGUGAUCUAUAUAGUCGUAAACGAUGGAGACAAGUCCAAUAUUUGGCUGACCUAUUUUGGCGCAGAUGGAUCAGGGAAUAUCUACCCACCCUGCAGCAACGUCGAAAGUGGAAUGAGCCAACAAGGAACAUCAGAGCAGGAGAUAUCGUGUUGAUUGUUGAAGACCUCCCCAGGAACCAGUGGACCAUGGGAAGAGUCGUGGAAACCUAUCCGGGUGAUGACAACUUAGUCAGGACUGCUAAGGUGAAGACUAAGUCAUCAACACUUGUUAGACCAAUUCACAAGUUGUGUCUGCUGGAGUCAGUGGAAGGUCUAGAGAGCACCAAAUAG
Molecule: messenger RNA, 1179 nt
Organism: Asterias rubens (European starfish)
Lineage: Eukaryota; Metazoa; Echinodermata; Asteroidea; Forcipulatida; Asteriidae
Exons: 1
Coding region: 1-1179 (392 amino acids)
Biological process (GO): DNA integration
Molecular function (GO): nucleic acid binding
Source: RefSeq, a predicted model, not a curated record